AUGAAUGGUUCAAAUACAACAAAUGAAGCAGAAAGCCUAUACAAUUUUUUAAGUGAUUAUAAUGUAGUAGGAUUAAUACUAAAGAAUUUAAACUACGAUUAUAGUAGUAAUUUAGAUUAUCAUUUUGAUGAAUCGUUUUACGACAAUUUCCAACAGUAUGUUACAACAAUGACAACAAUAAAUUCCAAUUUGAGUAUUGGAUUAUAUAUCAAUGCAAGCAACAUGAUAUUUUAUUCAAAUAACCAAGUGUCUCCAGAUUGGUUUCAAUUUUCAAUAUUAAAUUAUAUUAUGGAGUAUUACAUAAUUGGUUUUGACAAGUUUAAUCCGUGCAAUCAAUUUUUUAAAAACGGAAUUGUGCCAAAUGAUAAUGUUUUACGAUUCAACAAUUCCUUGUCAUCAUUUGCAGCCGCUCUGAGUACUUCACCUAUUGAAAAGAACAAAAUAUAUCUUGAAUUUUUAGCGAGUCCUACAGUUAAUGACUCAACAACUGAAGUUCUACCCACGUGUUGUGUGACUUAUAAAAAAUUUUGUGAAAAAGACCACUAUAAUCUUUAUUGGUGUGCUGAUAAUUCAGAUGCAUUCUAUGACAAAGGUACAUUUGCAAGAGAAAUAGAAGCACAAGGAUUCGUAACAAAGUAUAUAGAUACAAUCGACCCCACUGCAAAAUGUGAAUGUAAUUCAGAUAAGUUUAUAACCUUUUCGAUGAUGUUACGAGGUUUCUUAAAUACAGCCCCUAUCACGAAUUGUACUAAGUUAAAUAGUAUUAGUUUUACUACAUAA
Molecule: messenger RNA, 780 nt
Organism: Macrosiphum euphorbiae (potato aphid)
Lineage: Eukaryota; Metazoa; Arthropoda; Insecta; Hemiptera; Aphididae
Source: the annotation of a GenBank genome assembly